This is a messenger RNA of Drosophila eugracilis, 1228 nucleotides long. Its product is annotated as J domain-containing protein CG6693. The record is from RefSeq and is a predicted model, not a curated record. Gene Ontology annotation, cellular component: nucleus; cytoplasm. Bases 91 to 987 code for a protein of 298 amino acids. Lineage: Eukaryota; Metazoa; Arthropoda; Insecta; Diptera; Drosophilidae. Gene Ontology annotation, molecular function: heat shock protein binding. The transcript has a single exon.
CAGAUAUCCGUGGUGGGGUCACACUCGCGUAGCGUUUUGGCGCAUUUUGUGGUAGUGUUUGUGGCGAAAAAUAAAAAUAAGAAAUUCGCAAUGUCGACACUGGAGCUAUGCGAGAAGUACUUUGGGACACGGGAUGUGUACCAGCUGAUGAGCCUGGACAAGAGCGCCGCCGAAAAGGAGGUGAAGAAAGCGUACCACAAGCUCUCUCUGUUGGUUCAUCCGGACCGAGUGCCUGAGGAACAGAAGGCGGAGUCAACUGAGAAGUUCAAGGUGCUAUCGAAGCUUUACCAGGUGCUCACCGAUUCCCAAAAGCGGGCUCUGUACGACGAGCAGGGCAUCAUCGAUGAUGACGAUGAGGCAGAGUCUAAGUUAUCAUCGUGGCUGGAACUCUGGAGCAAGAUCUUUAAGCCAAUAUCAGAGGAGGACAUCAACAACUAUGAAAAGGAGUACGUGGACUCGGAGCUGGAGCGCACGGAUGUGAAGAAGGCGUAUCUGGGUGGAAAGGGGUGCAUCAACUACCUGAUGAACCAUGUGCCCUUCAUGAAGGUGGAGGAUGAGCCGCGCAUACAGAAAAUCGUCCAGGACAUGAUUGCCAGCGGCGAGGUGCCCGAGUUUAAGAUCUUCACCGAGGAGCCAGCCGCUAAGCGCAAGAAACGCCACCAGAAGUACGCCCGCGAAAAUAAAGAGGCUAAGGUCAUCAAAGAGCGCCUCCAGCGCCGCCAAAAAGAAAAGGAUGACCAGGAUCUGGCUGACAAUGGCGGCGAUCUGCAGCAAAUGAUUCUGGCACGUCGCAAUCAGCGGGAGUCCAACUUUGGCUCUCUGAUGGACCGCCUAAUGGAAAAGUACGGCAAUGAAGAUGACUCCGAUACCGUUGACUUCAGCUCCUUUGAGAAAAAGAAAAAGAAGUCCAAGAAGCCCGCCAAGCAUGAGGCCAAACAGAAGCUAAAUGGAGUCAAGACUGGUAGGGUGGAGAAGACCAAGAAUUAGGGCCGACCUCUAAUCCUUUGCGUACUCUCCUAAAUAAACAUAUAAUAUAGUUUAGUAUUAGCUACUCAUAUGUAUUUAUCCAUGUAUGUACGUAUAAUUCAUAAUUCCGUAAAAUUCAUGCUAAAUAGAGCAGUUUAGUUUUUGUUUAAAAAGUCCAAUUGGUAAACAAAUAUUUUAUGUGUACCUUGGUUCGUAAGUAAAUCAAAUCAAAUAAAUGGUUUAAAUAUUACUACUGGUCAAA